UGGGAUCGACCGGCGCGCUCUGGUCACUGCGAGCUUGUUUUUGUUUUGUUUUUUUUUUAAACCGCCGCUCAUCUGAACCAGACUGCGCACAGGACACGUGCACUCCAAUCCUUGGGAAGCUGGAAACAGCAGAAAGAGCUGCCGGGUUGCAAUCGCCUCAGUAAAUCCUGCAACAUGCAUAUCUUACAGCCGUACUGCAUCAACAGGUGGCCAGAUGUGCCGAAGAGGAAGAGGAAGAACAGCCAGUGCUCGGUGAAGAGCAUGUCCGGGUACAUCCCCAGCUACCUGGAGAAGGACGAGCCAUGCGUGGUGUGCGGAGACAAGGCGACCGGGUACCACUACCGCUGCAUCACCUGCGAGGGUUGCAAGGGUUUCUUCCGCAGGACGAUUCAGAAGAACCUCCAUCCAUCCUACUCCUGUAAAUAUGAAGGCUGUUGCAUCAUCGACAAGAUCACCCGCAACCAGUGCCAGCUGUGCCGCUUCAAGAAGUGCAUCUCUGUGGGCAUGGCCAUGGACCUGGUGUUGGACGACAGCAAGCGAGUGGCCAAACGGCGCCUGAUCGAGGAGAACCGGGAGAAGAGGAAGCGGGAGGAGAUGGUGAAAACGCUACAGGUACGGCCGGAGCCGGACUCGGCGGAGUGGGACCUGAUCAAGAUGGUGACCGAAGCCCACCGGCACACCAACGCCCAGGGCUCCAGCUGGAAGCAGAAGCGCAAGUUCCUGCCGGAUGACAUCGGCCAGGGUCCGAUGGUGCCCACUUCAGACGGAGACAAAGUGGACCUGGAAGCCUUCAGCGAGUUCACCAAGAUCAUGACCCCCGCCAUCACCCGCGUCGUCGACUUUGCCAAGAAAUUGCCGAUGUUUUCAGAGCUGCCUUGUGAAGACCAGAUCAUCUUGCUGAAGGGUUGCUGCAUGGAGAUCAUGUCGCUGCGUGCGGCCGUGCGCUACGACCCCGAGAGCGAGACGCUGACGCUGAACGGCGAGAUGGCGGUGAAACGCGAGCAGCUGAAAAACGGCGGGCUGGGCGUGGUGUCGGACGCCAUCUUUGAUCUGGGCAAGAGCCUGGCGCAGUUUAACUUGGACGACUCGGAGGUGGCGCUGAUGCAGGCGGUGCUGCUCAUGAGCUCAGACCGUUCAGGGCUGACCAGUGUGGAGAAGAUCGAACAGUGCCAAGAGGCCUACCUGCUGGCAUUCGAGCACUACAUCAACUACCGCAAGCACAACAUUCCCCACUUCUGGCCCAAGCUGCUGAUGAAGGUGACGGACCUGCGCAUGAUCGGGGCGUGCCACGCCAGCCGCUUCCUCCACAUGAAGGUGGAGUGUCCCAACGAACUCUUUCCCCCGCUCUUCCUGGAGGUCUUCGAGGACCAGGAAGUGUGACUUUACGUCACCCCCCUCCCCCCCUAAAAGGAGACAUUUGUGGUGGUGGCGUUGGUAGAAGAGGAAGUGUAGGUGAAGGACAAGAGGAGAAGAAAAACUGGAUUUUUUUUUUUCUUUUUCUUCAGUGAGAUUGUGCCCUGUAAACUCUUUUUUGUUUUUUUUCUUUGGCCCUUUUUUGUUUCUCUUUUUCUUUUUUUUUUUGUCAGACACUCACCAGACCCACCGCCUGCCACCAGCAAAUACACAUCAACGUCAUCCGAGAGACACACACUGGCAAUCUGGCUAUGCUUUUUGUCAUUCUGAGAGGUGCACACACACUCACACACACUUACACACAGAGUUGUAAAAAGGUUUAUUAUCUUCAGAGAUUUAAGACACACUGCCAUAAAAGUACAGUUUAUCUAUAUGCAAACAUAAAUCACAUCUAUUCACUCUUUUAGCACCUGUAUGGACAAACAGCUAUAACGUUCCUGCAACUAAUGCAAACUGAGGGGCUUGGUUACGUCUCUACUAGCUGCACACCCACCAACACCUCAGACAAGUGUCAUUUUAUUUAAUCUCUGGGACCUGACCAUUAGCUCCUCAGACAGCUCCACACCCCUCCAGACACCCCACCUCCCUUGCAUCUCCUUAACUGGAACGGCGUCCUCGUUUUUGGUUUUUUUUUUUCGUCUGCGCUUGUGGCCCGAAAACCCUCAAGGCUCUGUGAGUGUUCGUCAACCUACCUCCCUCACGUACUGACCUCUCUCUUUCUCUGUCUCGUGUGCACACAGAGACACACACACACAAACACACGCAAUGUACAUGUACAAAACACACCCCUACACUAUUACCUCAUACCUAGUAAAAGCGUGUUUCCUCAUUUAUUGUGUGGGUGGUGGUAGUUUCACUAGAAAACAUGGAGCCAUGCAGUUCUCAAUUACCCAUGUACCUCUUUGCUAGUAGACGAUAGAGCUUCGUAUGAAGCCCUCAUCUAUGAUGUAUUAUUUAGACACACGUAUGUCUUAUAGUUGCAGUCAUAAGACAUGAUAGGUAUUAUUAUUAUGGAUUUAAAGGUUACUAGAGGUCAUGAACAUUGUGGUGCUUUCUGCGAUCGCUGAAUAGGGAGUGUGGCUACAGCAUCUUUGUACGCUAACUGUUUGGUUAAUAUAAAAGCAUAGUUAAGUAUUCUGAGCCCCCUAUUUAGAAGUUUGACAGCACUCAUCUGUACGAGGCUACAGCUGGUUAGCUUAGCUUCAUGCAAAGACUGAAAGCAAGCCGUUAGCAUGUCGGACGUGUAAUCACAACACGUCGUGGUUUAAUAGGGGUUGAAUGCCAGACUUGUCUGUUAGUUUAUCAUCAGACAGAGUCGGUAACUGCUUCCCGCAUUUUGAAUAUUAAGCUAAAGUUAAGUGAAUGUCUUGUGGGUUUAAAUACUUUAUAUGAAAAUCGUAUCAAUCGUCUCACUAAACUCUUGCCAGGAAAGCAAUUAAGCGGGAGGAGUCCCAGAAUGCCGACCAUGGGUCCAGAGUAAUAUAUUUGAACAGCCAUUUGAUUAAUUCCCAUUAAAUCUUCCCGGAGGAUGAACUGUAAUAUCUUUUUCAUCAGGUCAGAUUUUCAAUUUCUUCAGUACUUGGAGCUACCUUAAAUCUCCAUUAACCUCCGCCAUGCUUCACGCUUAAAGCUGAUUCUCAGAUCCUGGUGCGCUGAGCAAACGCCCCCCCUCUGCACGGAGCUUUUUCUAAUAGCAAUGAUACUCUAAAACUAAAAGAAUACUGACACCAAGUGUUAGCGAGACAAAUUUAGCGACUAGCAGGUAAACGGGGCAACAGCUAGCAGCUAAAGAUAAUUCUCUCAGGAGGUGGUGGAGACCAAAAACUGAGCUCAGCCACGCUAAUAAUUGGACGUACAUUCGCUAGGUGGCUAAAAACACAACUCAUGCUAAUGUUGCUAAGUAAUGGAUAGGCGUCUAAUUGGACAAGAAAAGUGCCAUCUUUGUUUUUGCAGCUCUUCUCUGCUGACCCCUAGUGGGCAAAAAAGAAAAAUUUCUGCAGUGGCUUUGCUUUCAAGUUAAUCAACGGUUGUGUUCGAAUAGUCAAAAAUAAUU
This is a messenger RNA of Stegastes partitus (bicolor damselfish), 3466 nucleotides long. RefSeq names its product thyroid hormone receptor alpha. Gene Ontology annotation, biological process: positive regulation of transcription by RNA polymerase II; negative regulation of transcription by RNA polymerase II; thyroid hormone receptor signaling pathway. Gene Ontology annotation, molecular function: zinc ion binding; nuclear receptor activity; RNA polymerase II cis-regulatory region sequence-specific DNA binding. The coding region runs from base 175 to 1380 and encodes 401 amino acids. The transcript has 8 exons. The record is from RefSeq and is a predicted model, not a curated record. Lineage: Eukaryota; Metazoa; Chordata; Actinopteri; Pomacentridae. Gene Ontology annotation, cellular component: RNA polymerase II transcription regulator complex.